This is a messenger RNA of Leptosia nina, 1152 nucleotides long. The record is from the annotation of a GenBank genome assembly. NCBI's taxonomy places the organism in Eukaryota, Metazoa, Arthropoda, Insecta, Lepidoptera, Pieridae.
AUGUUUUUCUUUGUAGGUGUACAACGUAAAAAGAACACCGUCAAAGCCGAAUCCUCUUCCAUACUAUUAAAUACUAACGAAUCUAAACCGAAAGUACAAGAGAGGGAUAUCAAAAAACAUCGUUUUAAUUUAAAACAAAUACUGCAGUACUCGAACGCCACGCCCAUCCGCUCUUAUAGAGGCAUAGGGUACGUUUGUUGCUUCUGCCAAACGCAAUUCCCGGAGACCUCAAAAUUAAAACAACACACACUAGACGAACACACGCGAAAGAUGGAGCUAGACAUCAAAAAUGGACGCAUGAUGUUCUCGUUUAUCGUUAAAUUGGAUAUCACAGCGUUACAAUGCACUAUAUGCUCUCAAAACAUUGAAAAUCUCGAGCGUUUAACGUCACACCUUAUUGAUCGUCACGACAAAAAGUUCUACACCGAUAUCAAAAGUCACAUGGUACCCUUCAAAUUCGAGUCUGACACCCUGCGCUGUGUCACGUGCCAGCAAGUAUUCAACAAGUUCAAAUGCCUCCUAGAGCAUAUGAACACCCAUUACCGAAAUUACAUAUGCGACCAGUGCGAAGCUGGCUACGUCAAUCGGGCGAUGCUCAAAAACCACUUGGCCUGCCACGAAGUAGGCUCCUUCACGUGCGACUGGUGUUCAAAGGUGUUCACGAACUCGCGCAAGAAAAGAAUGCACGAGAAGAACGUGCACGUACAUUGCGGGAAGGUAAACAGGUGCGGCUACUGCGGCGAGAUGUUCACAAGCCACAGAUUAAAAGAGAAGCACAUGAUGACCGUGCACGGUGCCAAGAUAGCGGGCGUAACGUGCCAGGCGUGCAACAAAACCUUUGCCACCCAGAACGGACUGAGAAUCCACACGAAACGCGACCAUUUGGUGGAGAGGCGGUUCGCGUGCGCUUAUUGCGAUAUGAGAUUCUUUUUGAACGCGGAGCUGCAAGACCAUACAGUCAAGCAUACAGGUUUUAGGACAUUUGAGUGUGACGUGUGCCAUAAGACGUACGGACGUCAGAAGACCUUGCGCGAGCAUAUGCGUAUACAUAAGGACGAUAGGAGGUUCAAAUGUGAGCAUUGCGGGCAAGCGUUCGUACAGAAGUGUAGUUGGCGCGGUCACAUGCGAUCGAAGCAUGGCGAAGAUGCAUAG